Molecule: messenger RNA, 3993 nt
Organism: Prorocentrum cordatum
Lineage: Eukaryota; Dinophyceae; Prorocentrales; Prorocentraceae
Source: the annotation of a GenBank genome assembly
GCGCGGGUUGCGGCGCCCCGGGCGGCUGCGCCUGCUUCGGCCCCGGACUCCGCCGCGGCCCCGGCCCCCGCCCCGACGCGGCCCGAGCUGGUCAAGAAGCUCAAGCGCUACGAGGCCGCCCUCGAGAUCUACAAGGACGACACGGCCGACCCGGAGUACGCGCGCUUGACGCAGCAAAUCUCCGAUGUAAAGGCCGAGAUUUCUGCUCUCAAGCCUCUUGGUGCGAAGCUGGACGGUGCCCGCGCCGCCCUCCGGCGCGCGUCGGCGCGGCGCGAGGAGGCCGACAAGGCCUUGUCUGCUGCCACGCUCCUCCGCGACACCGCUGCUGCGGAGGAGGCUUCGGCGAAGGAGGCGUUUAUUGUCCUGGAGCCCCAGGUCUCGCCCUUCGACAACUCGGACCUUACGACGUCGAUCCAAACACAGCUGCACCAGCUCAUGGGCACGCCCAAGUCCGAUCCUGGGGCCCAUGCCACACACAUCGCGAACGCGGAGAAGCACGUCACCGACCUUUUCGCCGGCUUCCAGACAGUUCUUCAACAGGCGAAGGACCACCACGCCCACCAGGAAAAGGUGGCGGGCCUUGCGGAGGGCCGCCCGCCCCACCGCCACGUUGUGAAGCACCCACCUCCCGACGUCACUGCCCGCUCCGACUGCCCCGUCACACCGGGUGCGUCAGGUGGGCAAGCAGCCGCUCAAGGAGGUCCCGGACGACGUAUUCCGGCGACCUCGCACUCGGACGAACCGCCGCUCCAGGAGCCGCGGCCCGAGCGCGGACCUGCGAGCAGGGCCGCCCGUGCGGAACACCGCCUCAGAGUGGCCUCCGCGAACGUCUGCACGCUCUCCCCCAAGGAUGAGGACGCGACCAACGCCGCUGUGUCUGGCAACCUCCUCAUGGGCAAGGUGCAGGUCAUGGAGCUGCGCUUCGCGGUUUGGGUCGCCAAGUCCCAUCUGUUCAAGCUUGGCGAGUUCCUCGCCCCCGAUGAGCGCUUCACAGCUGUCACGGGCACCGUCUCCGCUGCCAACAUCCCCGUCGCCCUCGCUUCCGCGCGCGCGGCCGCUGCGUCGGCCACGCCGGAGGUUCCCCGCGCGUGGUGCCCGGCGGACUUGGACCUCUCGCUCACAAUGCAGCAGGAUCAUCUGGCGGUCUUGGCGGACGUCUUACUGGCCCCGCCUCCCGGCACUCGGCCGCGACAGGCAUCCGCGGCGGUGAUUGCGAAGCAUAACCUUGCGUCCCCGGCUCGCGCCCAGCACUUCCAGGAGCUCCUCCGCGACUUCCACUUCGUCGGCGGCUCCGUGGACCAGCAGCGCGCCCAGUUCGUCGAGUACGUUCGUCGGUCGGCGCUGGAGCCUUUCGGCACUCGGCGCGACACGCCGCGGCAGCCGUGGAUCACUGAGGCCACCUGGUCCUUCCUUCGACAUGUCACGCCGAUGCGUCGGAGGGCGCUUGAUGCCGCUGCACAGCGUUCCGUUGCCUAUCACCGCGUCAUGUUUGCUGCUUGGGCCGCUGCGACGCCUCGUCCCUACGUGCCCAAUGCGCCGCUACCAGCACUCGGGUGGGGCGCCGCUGCUCGCGUCGACGGUCUUCGCGCUGUAUGGCGUCAGCACUGUUGCCAUGCUGCGUUGCUCUGGCGGUUGCUGCACUUCAUCUCGCGCUCGACGAAGUUGCUCGUCGCCGCCGACCGCCUCACGUUCCUUCACAGUCGUGCUCAAGACGCGGCCGAUGCGGCCAUGCGCGGCGACUCCAAGUCGUCCUACGGUAUCGUGCGCUCGCUCUCUGGCCGGAACGUCGGUAAACAGCCCACGCACAUCCGCAAGGCCGAUGGCGAGCUCAUCCAGACGGACGAGGAGCGCGACAAGGCAUGGCUCGCGCACAUCGCGCGCGUCUUCGACGCCACCGCCGUCCCCUUCGACGCCUUGGAGAGGCCACCGCUUGCUCCGCCGCUCCCCAUGACUGUCGCGUUCGACGAGCGGGACGUCUUCCAGGCCCUUGGCCGGCUCCGCCGCGACCGCGGCAUGGGGCGCGACCUUCCCCCUGCCGAGGUCCUGCAGGCGGGCGGUGCAAUCCUGGCUGCAAAGCUUUACCCGCUGCACCGUCGCGUUGCCGAUGAGGAGCGGUGGCCCGCGCAGUGGGCUGGAGGUCGCCUCGCUGAAGUCUUCAAGAACAAAGGUGCUCGCGACGAUCUUGAUGAGUACCGAGGCGUUGUGCUCGAGGACCACCUUGCGAAGGGCAUGAAGGAGGUCUUGGCACCCCACGUUUUCGACGCCUACAACAAGGGCAUCCCGGACAGCCAGCAUGGCGCUGUCAGCGGACGCGGCACCGACAUGGCCGCUUUCCUGCUGCAGUGCUUCGUCUCGUACUGCGACGCCCGUGGCCUCUCCUACUUCGUGCUUUUCGUCGACCUGGUCAAGGCUUUCGACAAGAUCCUCCGCGAGAUCACCCUCGGCAUCCCUCCGCGCGAGCCCGACCCCUACGCCUACCUGCGUGCCCGUGGCCUUACGCACAAGCAGGCGCUAUGGGUUGCGCAGUGGGUUGGCCGGCACCACUCCCAGUUUCGGGCCUGGGGAAUGUGCCCGAAAGUUGUCCGUUUGCUAUGCAACUUCCACGUGGUCUCACGGGUCACCUUCGGAUCGUGUGAUACGGCGCUCUCGGUUCUCAAGGGCGGCCGGCAGGGCUGCAAGUACGGCGCGGCUGUCUUCAACAGCACCUUCGCCUUGGCCAUGCAGCUCAUCAUCGAGGAGCUCAGCGACCUCGGCCUCACGGUCAAGCUCCGGCAGGGCCCGCCAACCUUCUGGGACGCCGCCUCGCCUGCCGAUGCCUCUGGAGCCAUGGACGUCGAUUCCGUAGAUGAUGCAUUCGUGGAUGGCGAGGCCUUCUUCGCCUGCGCGUCGUCCCCGGCCCGCCUCGACGCCGCCAUCGACAAGAUGCUGGAGGUCAUUUCAUCGGUGUAUUCUUUACUCGCCUUGGAGAUGAGCUUCAAGCCAAGGAAGACGGAGGCCUUCCUCAAGUACCGAGGCACUGGGUGCACCGCGGCACGCCAUGCACGCCGUACUGGUGCCAACGGCGAGCUUCUCCUCCCGAUCCCUGGCUCGCUGCCGCACGUGGCCGUCAGGGUUGUUCACCACUACAAGCAUUCGGGUAACGUGGUAUCGGAUGCCGGCAACUUGGUGCUCGAUGCCAAGCACAAGAAGGCGGGCGCCAUGCAGGCCUACGCCCCUCUGAGCAUGAAGAUUUUCGGAUCCCCGGCGGUACCCAUACCUUCAAGGCUGUCGUUCAUGGCCUCGCUCAUCCUCUUUCGGCUUCUCUACGCAGGCCACAUCUUCGUGCCCAGCUUACGAUACGUCCGAGAGCUCACGAAUGUGUAUAUGAGGGUCCUCCGGCGCAUCUUCGACGCUCCGAGGUUCGGCCCGGCCGAGACGGACAAGGAGGUACGGCUCCGCACCAAGAUUCCGAGCACUGAUUGUCUUCUAUGCCGGGCCCGCCUCAAAUUCCCUGGCCGGCUGGUCCGCCGGCAGCCGCCGCACGUCAUCGCGUUCCUCUCGACCCGUUGGCAAGACCGUCCGUUACCGUGGGUGGCGCUGCUCCGGUCGGACCUGCAGCGGUUCCGUGAUACGGUUGCCUUCUGCGCUGACAUGCCUGAGCCGAGAGAUGCUUUACCAUGGUGCCGGCUCAUCGUCGAGUCACCUGGGAAAUGGGCGUCUGCUAUCGUUAGCGCGCAUUUUUCCGAUUCUAUUGCGGACGCGCCGUCCGCCAAUGCCGCGGACGACGCACAAACGCUACCACAUGCUUGUCCGGAGUGCCACGCGAGGUUCCCAACCACGCGUGCUCUUGAGAGUCAUCGCCGUGCCAAGCACAAAGUCUUGGCCCCGCAGCGCUUCUUUGCCCCUGCCUCUGGCCCGGAUCUGAAGCUUCCAGAUGACGUUGUGGCCCGGCUCGACGCUGCGGACAACAGCGUGCUGACGGCAGGGUGGUUGGCAGAGCAUCUCGGCAACUGA